UUUGACAGUUGUAAAAAUGUCAACGAAACCGGAGGUUUUACAAAAAUUCGAUCUUGAAGAUCAAUUUAUUUUGCGUUUACCCCAGGAGCAAGCAAAGUUUGUUCGAAAAGUAUUAAAAAAGAAGCCGAAAAAGAUCAAAAAAUAUUUAACCUUAGAUUUCGAAUUUAAUAUGCGCUACUGCAACGUUUUCGUACAUAGAAAACUUUUAAAAGGGAAAUUAGUGGAUUUACCAACGAUUGUAGAAUCGAAUAAAACCGUAGACGGGGUACAAAUAUUUAAAACGGCUGAUGUUUCCCAAAUGUUGAUUUGUACAGACGAAGAAACUUUUAAAAUAAACGAAGCCAAAGUGAAAUAUAAAACGGAUGAUAUGAAACAAAAAUAUCAAUAUCUUCAUGGUAUAACACCCCCUUUAAAGAACAUCUCGAAUAUAAGAUUCAGAAAAACGUUACGGAACAAAAACGAUUUGGAGGAAGCUGCGGAUGUCGAAAAAGAAGUUUUGAUACUUUUAAGGAUGGAUAAUGCAGCGGUGACUACUCGUUUUGAGUUCAUUCAAGAUGAAAAAGCCACCACUGUGGAUAUCCCGCUUAGAAAAGUAACAGAAUUGUCUAUUUUCGGAGAUACGAUCAGCGAUAUUGAAAGUGAUGAUGAUUCAUCGACCGGCGAUCGAAACGAUAUCAUGGAUUUUACACAUUAAAUUUUGAUUUAAAUAAUUUUGAUUAAUAAUUCAAACUAAAAAUAAACAUAA
Molecule: messenger RNA, 745 nt
Organism: Onthophagus taurus
Lineage: Eukaryota; Metazoa; Arthropoda; Insecta; Coleoptera; Scarabaeidae
Product: transcription initiation factor TFIID subunit 7
Biological process (GO): RNA polymerase II preinitiation complex assembly; transcription initiation at RNA polymerase II promoter
Cellular component (GO): transcription factor TFIID complex
Molecular function (GO): RNA polymerase II general transcription initiation factor activity
Source: RefSeq, a predicted model, not a curated record